AUGUCAGCUACUGAAGAAUUCAAGUCAAUCGACCCAAGCAAUGGCCAGUUCGUCAAGGCAUACUCCACGGCAACAGACGCAGAGGUCUCUGCUGCUCUCGACAAAGCGCACAAUGCCUACACCAAAGCCUGGCGAUCUACCCCUGUGACCGAGCGCGCAAGAAUUCUUACCAAACUUGCAAAUUUGAUCCGCCAGAACAAAAAGGAAAUGGCAGAGAUUGGUGUCACAGAAAUGGGCAAGCUCAUUGCGCAAAUGGAGGGCGAGAUCGACUUCAUCAUCUCAAUCAUAGAGUAUUACGCCGACAACUCUGAAGAGUUUAGCAAGCCUAUUCCCGACAAACACGUUCCUGGUAUGGAGGUAGUCACCGAGUCUCUCGGAGUAAUCUUGGCUAUCGAGCCUUGGAACCUCCCUUACUAUCAAGUCAUUCGCGUGGCCGCCUGUCAACUUGCCGCCGGCAACGCAGUGCUGGUUAAGCCGGCGAACAGUGUCGCGGGGUCAGCCUUGUUCUUGGAGAAACUCUUUCUUCAAGCAGGAGCCCCAGCUGGCGUGUUCCAAGUUAUUCUCGCCACUAUCCCCCAAAUCGGCACUCUCAUUGACGAUUUCCGUGUCAGAGGAGUAUGCAUGACAGGCAGCGAGAGGGCUGGCAGAGCCGUUGCAGAACGAGCUGGAAGGAAUCUGAAAAAGGCCGUUCUUGAGCUCGGUGGCUCGGAUCCCUUUAUUGUCCUUGAAGACGCAGAUCUCGAUGAGGCCAUUCGCAUUGGAUUCGACAGCAGGAUGGAGGGCAUGGGCCAAGUAUGCGUGGCUCUUAAGCGCCACAUCAUUGUUGGUCGUGAGCGAGGCGAAAAGUACAAGCAAGGCUUUGCCAAGCUCAUCAAGGGCAUGAAGGUCGGCGAUCCUAAAGAUAGGUCUACCACUGUCGGACCUCUCUUUGCUGAGAUUGGUGUACAAAGACUUCAAAAGCAAGUUGAGGAUGCCAAGGCUGCUGGCGCUACGAUUGUAAUUGGCGGAAACAAAAUUGUUCGCCCCGGUGCCUAUUUCGAGCCCACGCUCAUCACAAACAUCUCAAGAGAGAACCCGCUGUUUUUGGAAGAGACUUUUGGCCCUGUGGCCUCUCUGUACGUUGUUGAUACGGAGGAAGAGGCCAUUGAGCUGGCCAACGCAACUCCCUUUGGCCUGGGCGGUGCGGUUGCCUCUGCCAAUAUCGAGCGCGCCCAGCAGGUUGCUGCACAGAUUGAAGCUGGCAUGGUGUUUAUCAACUCUGGACUCAAUGGCCACCCCGGCCUUGCAUUUGGAGGCGUCAAGAACUCUGGUUUCGGUAGAGAGCUGGGCGAGCUUGGAUUCCACGAGUUUGUCAACAAGAAGACGAUUCGUGUGCAUGAGAAGUAUCUGUAA
Molecule: messenger RNA, 1392 nt
Organism: Trichoderma atroviride IMI 206040
Lineage: Eukaryota; Fungi; Ascomycota; Sordariomycetes; Hypocreales; Hypocreaceae
Molecular function (GO): succinate-semialdehyde dehydrogenase (NAD+) activity
Source: RefSeq, a predicted model, not a curated record